This is a messenger RNA of Dictyostelium discoideum AX4, 222 nucleotides long. RefSeq lists its product as hypothetical. Lineage: Eukaryota; Evosea; Eumycetozoa; Dictyosteliales; Dictyosteliaceae. The coding region runs from base 1 to 222 and encodes 73 amino acids. Gene Ontology annotation, cellular component: anaphase-promoting complex; nucleus. The record is from RefSeq and is a predicted model, not a curated record. The transcript has 2 exons.
AUGUCAUCAGAUAGUUCAUUUGCAUUAUAUAUUCAUAGAGAAAGAAGAUUAAUUGAUAUUGUUGAUAAUAAUUGGGAACAAGAAACUUUACCACAAGAAUUAAUUAGACAUCCAACUAUAAAUGAAAAUAUAACUUUAAAUGAAGAAUUUGAAGAGUUACAAAGACAACAAUGUAAGAAAGAAAAAGCAUGGAAUGAAUUAGCUUUAAAUAGUUUCAAUUAA